UCAAAAUCUGGUGAUAAGAUGUAUGACCUGCUUAAUAGAUUUGUAGAGCGUGUUGGAGAGGCUAAUGUGGUUCAAGUUGUGACAGAUAAUGCUAGCAAUUGUGUGCUUGCAGGGAAGUUGUUAGAAACAAAGUGCCCUCAUUUGUAUUGGACUCCUUGUGCUGCUCAUUGCCUAGAUUUGAUGCUAGAAGAUAUUGGAAAAAUUCCCAAAAUUCAUAACACAAUUAAAAGGGCAGUGACAUUGAAUGGAUAUAUUUACAUUCGUCCGGGUGUGGUGAACAUGUUGCGGCACUUUACUGGUGAAAGAGAGCUAAUUAGGCCAGUUGUCACAAGAUUUGCAACUGCUUUUCUCACCCUUCAACGUAUACGUAAGCACAAGGCGAAUUUGAGAAAGAUGUUUACCUCAGAGGAAUGGACCAAAACUACAUGGUGGCAAACUUAUGGAGCAACAACUCCAAAUUUGAGAAAUUUUGCUGUUAAAGUGCUUAGCCUCACUUGUAGUGCAUCUGGUUGUGAGCGUAAUUGGAGCAUCUUUGAGCAUGUAAGUGACAAAACAUCUCCCUUUAGAAUUAUACCUUUCAUUUGUUCUUUCAAAAAUUAUACUUAUUAAAAUUGUUAUAUUUUGCAGAUUCACAGUAAAAAAAGAAAUAGACUAGCUCAAAAUCGCUUGAAUGAUUUGGUGUUUGUCAAGUACAAUCGGUCAUUAAAGCGUAGAUAUGAUGCACGUGACUGCAUUGACCCCAU
Molecule: messenger RNA, 743 nt
Organism: Hevea brasiliensis (rubber tree)
Lineage: Eukaryota; Viridiplantae; Streptophyta; Magnoliopsida; Malpighiales; Euphorbiaceae
Exons: 3
Coding region: 19-609 (196 amino acids)
Molecular function (GO): protein dimerization activity
Source: RefSeq, a predicted model, not a curated record